This is a messenger RNA of Hippoglossus stenolepis (Pacific halibut), 2754 nucleotides long. It is a transcript of the gene nt5c3a, whose product is annotated as 5'-nucleotidase, cytosolic IIIA. The transcript has 8 exons. Gene Ontology annotation, molecular function: 5'-nucleotidase activity; magnesium ion binding. Lineage: Eukaryota; Metazoa; Chordata; Actinopteri; Pleuronectiformes; Pleuronectidae. The record is from RefSeq and is a predicted model, not a curated record. The coding region runs from base 291 to 1286 and encodes 331 amino acids. Gene Ontology annotation, cellular component: cytoplasm.
UGUCUCCCUUGUGUUGGUGCGGUGGGUUUGUGAACAUCGACAGAGUGACUGGUCCUGUGCGUAGACGAUCUUGGGCGGCAGGAGUACGGAAGCCGCCUGUUGACAGAGGACGAGACCGGGACAGGAGCAGGACCAGGACCAGGACCGGGACAGGAGCAGGGAUACGGUUAGGGAUAGGACCGGGACAGGAGCAGGGAUAGGACCGGGACAGGAGCAGGGACAGGACUCUGUAAGCGGCGGGCUGCUCGGGUCGUGUCGGCCGUGCGGAGCAGCAGCAGCAGCGGACCGCCAUGGACAGGACGGCCGUGGUGAAGGUCGGAGCCGCGGCCAGCGCCAGCGUGUGCGCCCUGCUCGGCGGGGUGGUGCUGGCCCAGUACAUCGUGGCCAAGAAGAAACGAGCGGGCAAGAAGACCAGGAUCAUCGAGAUGAUGCCUCAGUUUGAGAAGUCGACGGUCCACAUGAGGGACCCUGAGCGGGUGGAGCAGAUCAUCUGUGGUCUCAUCAAGGGAGGAGCUUCCAAACUACAGAUCAUUACAGACUUUGACAUGACGUUAAGCAAGUUCGCCGUCAACGGGAAACGCUGUCCCACGUGUCACAAUAUCAUCGAUAACUGCAAGUUGGUGACAGAGGACUGCAGACAGAAGCUGCUGCAGCUGAAGAAUAAAUAUUAUCCCAUCGAGAUCGACCCUCAACUCACCAUGGAGGAGAAAUACCCGUUCAUGGUGGAGUGGUAUUUCAAGUCCCACACGCUUCUUGUGGAGCAGCGGAUAGAGAAAGACAAACUGGCCGAGGUGGUGAGGGAGUCUGAAGCUGCACUCAGAGAAGGCUUUGAGCAGUUCUUUGACCGCCUGCAGCAGCACAACGUGCCUGUCUUCAUCUUCUCCGCCGGCCUCGGUGACGUCCUGGAGGAAAUCAUCCGCCAGGCCGGAGUCUACCACCCCAACGUCAAGGUUGUCUCCAACUUCAUGGACUUCGAUGAUAACGGCGUCCUGAAGGGUUUCAAAGGAGAGCUGAUCCACGUGUACAACAAACACGACGGCGCCCUGCGGAACACAGAGUACUUCAAGCAGAUGAAGGAAUACUGCAACAUCAUCUUGAUGGGUGACUCGCUGGGGGACCUCAGCAUGGCCGACGGCGCACCCAACGUGGAGAACAUGCUCAAGAUCGGCUUCCUCAACGACAAGGUCGAGGAGCGAUUGGACAAAUAUCUGGACUCUUAUGACAUUGUCCUGGUGAAGGACGAAACUCUGGAAGUGCCCAACGCCAUCCUACAGAAGGUUCUAUAACUCCUCCCACAAGCCCCCAACGACCAGUCCUCUCCUCUUCCUCCCAGCCCUGUGGCCUGUCUGUUAACAAACAGCCACAUUAACCCUGGUCCCAGGUGCAGACUGGUCCCUGUUGAACACUCUACUCAUCUUCAGACCCCCCGCCCCCGCCCCACACACACACACACGUGAUGGAAGCCUUUAUUAAAGCCCCCGAGAAUGAACAGUUUUAAAAGUGCACACAGCAGCAGCAGCAGCCCGUCGCUGGUGUGUUCUGUCCGUUUGAUUUCUGACGUUUUCCUUCUCAGUCAUUAAAUCAUCUCAGAAAAACCAAAAGUGAGUUUUUAAAAACAAAUUCUCCAUUUUUCUAAUUUGCACAUUAUCGUUAAUAUUAUUAUUCAUGGCUUUAUUUUUCCUAUGGUGAUGUUUUUAAACCAUAAAUCAGGUGCCCACGGAUGUACAGUGUUUUUCUUCUACUUUUCCCAGCAUGCACCUCCUGUCUGUUUUCUUUACGCUGCAGUGUCAUGGGAGAAGUUCAGACAAGAACAAAGGACCUUGGGAACUGUGACUCAUGUAAGAAUUCGAAUGUGUUGCCUGGUGACAGCAGCAGUUCACAGUAAUAACCCCCCGACACAGUAUUGGUUUAAUGAAACAGAGGAUUCACGUCACCAGAGGGAACCAGCUGGAUGAAUUCUGAACCUCCGGUGAUCUUGAUCUGAACCGGUUCAUGCACUGAAACGCAAUGUUUACAUGAGACUUUUUCAAUCUCAGCGUUUUCUCAUUUAGAUUCAUAUCAACACACGAGAGGCAGGAAUGUAUUUAGUCACUGAGAGAUUCACGUCAUAUUUUAAAUUUUUAAUUCGUGAGCCUCAGUAAUCCAGUGUUCUCCUCGUCAGUGUUGCUCCAAGGUUAAAAAAAGGGAAUAAAUAACUUGACCUCUAGUUGAACUACAAGAGUGAGAAAAGCCCCUUCCUGCAAUUUCUUAUUUAAAAUUAAAUUAUAGGAUAUUACAGUCUAUCUCUAGGGUUGUUUAAGGCGACAUUAGAGGAGACUCACUGUGGCUCCGUUAAACCCUCUGUCAUCCUGUGGCUAAAACUCAACCCUACCUCUGAAGUACAUUUUUAUUUUGUGAGGUUCAAAGCUAAAACGACACUGUCUCACUUUGUCUCAUGUUGUGUUGUUGAAUGUUCUUUUUUGAGACUUUGUGUUUGUUUUUAAAUGUGCUGCUAUCACCUGCAUGUUGCCUUUUCUUAUUGUUAAGUUUAUGUCAAAGAAUAUAAAUAUAAAUAUAUAUAUAUAUAAAUAUAUAUAUACAUAAAAUGGGAAUACUGUCAUACUGUAUAUGUGGGCAUCAUAUGGAAAUGUAUAUUACUUCAUUGCAUUUGGAGAUAUUUCCAGUAUAGACCGGUGUGUGUGUGUGUAUUUUUAUAAGUUUUCUUUUUUUCUUUGAGCGUGUGAACUGAAAAUGCAAUAAAAAAUCAUUUUGUGA